CCUAAUGACUCCUCGAUCAAAAGGGCUCGCGCCGUGCUGGCCAGUCCAUCGACAUGACGUAUGAUUUCAAAUUCGAGCUUGCUGUCUUCUGUGAACUAAUCGUUUUUCCUACCGAUUGCUUGAAUUCGGGCUCCCUCCUCCGUGACUUCGACGCCGAUCGCAGAUGAAAAUCGCGAGCGCCGACGGUGACACUCCCACCAUUGUUGCCAACGCUCGCUCAAUCGGCGCCGAGUCGGUCCCGGGUUGGGACCAGCCCUUCACCGACCAAGAACUCGACGACAUCGAAGCCGCCGUCACUACCGCCAUCUCCAAGAAGCGACGGCCCUUCUCCGGCACCGGGAACGACGACGACGAGGACGAACGUCCCGGUGGACCCCGACGGCGUUUGCCCGGGUCAUUUUCUUUGCAACAUAGUAUGCGGAUUAAACUCCCUGUGAUGAUAUUCAGAGGUCGGAUUACGUACAACCGGAGUGCUACUGGUGUAGAGAGAGCCGCAGCACAGCUUUUGAGCAAAAUUGAUGCAAUGAAAGGUGUAAUGGAUCAAGUCAUAAUUGGUUUUGACAUUGAGUAUAGGCCCACUUUUCAAAGAGGUGUUCCACCUCGGAAGACAGCAGUAAUGCAGAUUUGUGGUGACAAUGACCACUGCCAUGUGAUGCAUGUUAUUCGUUCUGGCAUUCCUCCUAGUUUGAAGCUUAUUUUAGAGGAUACCGCAGUAUUAAAGGUUGGAGCAGGCAUAGCUGGUGAUGCUAGGAAGGUGCUUAAGGAUUACAAUGUAUCUGUCAAUGGUUUUCAGGAUCUUUCAGAACUUGCUAAUCAAAAGCUUGCUCUGCCUCGUAAUAGAUGGGGUCUUGCAUCUCUAAGCGAGGUGCUUCUAAAUAAGCAGCUGGAGAAAUCCAUGAAAAUUAGGUGUGGAAAUUGGGAAGCUUUUUUUUUAUCAGAAGAACAACUACUUUAUGCUGCCACCGACGCAUUUGUUUCUUGGCAUCUAUAUCAGGUCUUAAAGAGCCUGCCAGACGCACGAAGGAACAACAUUGAGAAUAACGAAGAGAAACUGACUGUGGCACUGCCAUAAUUACCUUUGAGGUACUUCCAAUCUCGGCACAUCAUUGUUGUUUUCCUUAUUGUUUCUUCUCAAUCUAUUCAGUGUGACUUGGGUGGAGCAUUCUUCCCUCCGCUCCUUCCAGCUUCCUAUUUAUUUUUCAAUACGAUUCAUGAGUUAAGAACGAAGAGCAGAUUUAGGAAUACAUGCAUUUAGUCCAGGGCCUCAAAAGCUUAUGUCUGGCAGCAUCUAUGUUUAUCUAUCAGAUCAUGUACACGAAUGCUAUUGUUUUCUGAUAUCUUUUUGGAAGUUUCUUGGCAAUAUUGCUUAUCAUUGUACCUGCUUGUGGUACCCUCUUCACCAUACUUUCUAACUAACUAACUAAACUAGAAGCAGCACAGGGUUGUUCUGAACUGUUUCGUUGGUCAGCAAGAGUUAAUAAUUAAUAACUGCAGUUGCUACUUGUUCUAUUGUUGAGUCACUAACAAAGAAAAAGCUGCAACUCUUGCUUGGCAUUAACACUGCUGAUAGUCUUGAAGUGUCUGGCAGGAAAAAUUGUAGCAUGCGCUGGGUUCAUGUGAGCCAAGUGUAUAAUAACUGUUAACUUUGGCAGGUCCCAUGAGGGAUCGACGAGAUCUGUGCUGGGCUCACACAAACUCGGUGCAUGCAAUAAUGGCUGAUUCAACAGUCAAGUUUGUUUUCUGACUUCUGAGUUCCUUGGCUGGAAAUCUUAAGGUCGUUAUUAUUGUAAAAGAAGAAAAAUAUAUGAAAUUAUUUAAGAUUGGUUCCAGAUUUUGUUCCGGUGAAUCAAACAGAGAUUGGAGCAUUGUGUUUUGGUUCCUUUUGUCAUAAUUGCAUCUUGGUUAAAACAAUCAAACAUAUCUUAUGGUGUGUUCACAUAAUUUAUGCUGUUGCUUAGCA
Messenger RNA from Rhodamnia argentea, 1960 nucleotides. Its product is annotated as Werner Syndrome-like exonuclease. Gene Ontology annotation, biological process: nucleobase-containing compound metabolic process. The record is from RefSeq and is a predicted model, not a curated record. The transcript has 6 exons. Lineage: Eukaryota; Viridiplantae; Streptophyta; Magnoliopsida; Myrtales; Myrtaceae. Gene Ontology annotation, molecular function: nucleic acid binding; 3'-5' exonuclease activity. The coding region runs from base 164 to 1072 and encodes 302 amino acids.